ACUGUGAACUCAUAAAUCGCAGGAGGGUUUCGACGGUAUAUAGAGUUCACCGUCUCCAUUGAGACCAGCUUCUGAUGGAGAACGUCAUGGACAGUCAGCCGAAUACUCCGGUCAUGAUGGAACGGAAUCUGGAUGAUCUUACAGCCAAGUUGAUCACGCAGUGGAACUGGAGGGACGGCAACAGUCCGUCGUUCCUAAGUGGACAGCGGACCCUACAUUGUUCUUCGUCGUCACCGGAAUCAUUGCCUGAUUCAAUGUGUUCUUCUCCGGAGAUGCCUGGGAAUGCAAGUGGGUGCCAAGCUUUCGGCAGUUUCUCCUAUACGCUGUCAGGACACAGUCCAACUCAACGCACGCCACAGAAAACAUCCAAAUCCAGGAUGUCGACAAAAAGGCGCGUCAAGGCAAGUGAAAGGGAGAAGAUGCGAAUGAGAAGUUUGGCAGAAGCUUUGCAUCACCUCCGUGACUAUCUGCCACCUGACUACAGCCGUAGAGGUCAGCCGCUAACUAAAAUCCAGACCCUGAAAUACACUAUUGAAUACAUAAAAGAACUUUCAGACACUCUCAACGAUUCGUAA
Clupea harengus (Atlantic herring) is the source of this 575-nucleotide messenger RNA. It is a transcript of the gene msgn1, whose product is annotated as mesogenin 1. The transcript has a single exon. The record is from RefSeq and is a predicted model, not a curated record. The coding region runs from base 75 to 575 and encodes 166 amino acids. NCBI's taxonomy places the organism in Eukaryota, Metazoa, Chordata, Actinopteri, Clupeiformes, Clupeidae.